Molecule: messenger RNA, 408 nt
Organism: Salvia miltiorrhiza (redroot sage)
Lineage: Eukaryota; Viridiplantae; Streptophyta; Magnoliopsida; Lamiales; Lamiaceae
Product: DELLA protein GAI1-like
Exons: 1
Coding region: 1-408 (135 amino acids)
Biological process (GO): jasmonic acid mediated signaling pathway; salicylic acid mediated signaling pathway; negative regulation of seed germination
Cellular component (GO): nucleus
Molecular function (GO): DNA-binding transcription factor activity; sequence-specific DNA binding
Source: RefSeq, a predicted model, not a curated record
AUGCAGUCGCUGCCCAAGAAAUUGAAACUUUCGCCGCCGACCGAGUCGGUUGUCCUGGUUGACUUGCAGGAGAACGACAUCAGACUGGUUCAUUCCUUGAUGGCCUGCGCGGAGGCCGUACAGCAAGAGAAUUUCAAAUUAGCUGAAGCUCUUGUGAAAAAUAUCGGAUUUUUAGUUGUAUUGCAGCCAGGGGCGAUGCGAAAAGUGGCUACCUAUUUCGCUGAAGCCCUGGCCAGGAUAAUUUAUAGAUUGUAUCCCAUAAAUCAGCUCGACUUUGCCUUCACCGAUUUGUUGCAAAUGCACUUCUACGAGACCUGCCCCUAUCUCAAAUUCGCACAUUUCACUGCAAAUCAAGCAAUUCUGGAAGCAUUUGCCGGUAAAGAUCGAGUCCAUGGGAUUGAAAAUUAA